CUAUUAGAGGAUAAUUAUGCGGGUUGGAGUACAAAAGGAAAAAUAAUGAAGUCUUCGAGUGCAACAUACCCACAAAGCCAUGUGCCAAAGCUGCUCUCUGGUACCAAAAGGACGACGACAACGACGGCUUCUCCGAUCGAUCGAGCCAUGAAUUUCUCCGUGCACUCCAGGCGCCGCCGAUGCUCUUAUCACGCAUCGCCGUCAUGUUGACCGCCGCCUCCUGGCUUCGAACGCGGCGGAGUCGCUUUGUCUUCUUCCUUCUCUGCUCUCCUCUCCUCCUUCCUAUACUCUGCGCCUCCAUUCCUCUUAUCUGCGCCGCAGAGAUCUUCUUCCGUCUCCGCCGCCGCAGAUCGAGGAUCGGAAAAUCAAUCUCAGUCGCCGUUGCCUCCGCCGAUGAAGACGACAUGCGGCUGCGGCGGUGCGAGGAAGGAUGCGGAUGCGACGGAUUUGGAGGAGGCGAAGAAGAAGGAGAAGAAGAAACCGGUUUGUUGCUUCAGAGAUACUUGGAGGAUCAGUUGCUUCUCGUCAGAUCCGUCUACGAUUGCGGUGAAGAUGCCGCCGACGCCGACGACGGCCGAGAUCGCGAUCCCGAUCGAAAUAGGGUUCCUCUUCUGUCUUAAACUUGUUUUAAAAUCAAAUUAUAUGUAGAUAAUUAAAAACAGUUUUAUAUACUUGUGAAUCUGAUCUUAUCAAUCAAUAUAUGCGAUAUUUUUAUGUC
Tarenaya hassleriana is the source of this 718-nucleotide messenger RNA. RefSeq lists its product as uncharacterized. NCBI's taxonomy places the organism in Eukaryota, Viridiplantae, Streptophyta, Magnoliopsida, Brassicales, Cleomaceae. Bases 180 to 620 code for a protein of 146 amino acids. The transcript has a single exon. The record is from RefSeq and is a predicted model, not a curated record.